ACAAAGACUACUUACUACUUAUUAUCUAUUCCUAAACACGACAAAUAGUAAAUAAAUAUAAAAUGAAGUUAUAAAUUUUUGUGUAAAGCUUAGAUCUACUUGAGACUAUCUCAAAGUAAAAAUUUAUCGGAGAUCAAAAAGCAACCAAAUGUCUAUUCCAGACUUAGCAGCACAAAUACUUAGCAAAACUGGAAAUGAAUUCAGUGAAGACUCUGCUCGAACUAUCAUUAUCGUUGGUAGUAAAUCAGUAGGAAAAACAAAUCUAAUGUACAGCUUUCUUGAAAAAUCUGACAAACCUAGAGAGACAUUAGUUUUAGAAUAUUCCUUUGGUAGGAAAUCAUCCCAAAAGCAAGGUAUCGAGAAAACCAUUUGUCAUGUGUGGGAAUACGGAGGAAAAUUGGACAUGCUAAGAAAAGUCUUAGACGCAAUUCCUUUACGUGGAAGAUCUUUCUAUUGUGUAAUGAUCGACUUAAGUAAAGUUAAAACUAUUUGGAAUACCUUAGAAAUAUGUCUUCAAACAAUAAAAGAAAGUUGUAUUAAUUCAAUGCCAGAGUUGCUUAUAAUUGGAGGAAAAUAUGACGCUUUUAAAAACUACGACGGCAACACGAAAAAAAUCAUCUCAACAACAUUGAGGAGCGUUUCUAUGAUAUACAACGCACAUUUAAUAUUUUACUCAAACAAGGAGCCCCAGUUAAUGAAAAAAGCGAAAGAAAUGCUUUAUAAUAUUGGAUUUGGUAACGGAAUUCCUCUUCGAGAAAAGAAUACGAAUAGUGCAAAACCCUUGAUGAUACCAAAAGGUUUAGACAAUUGGGACAGUAUCGGCGUUCCAAUGUCUAAUAUGGAACAGGUUAAGCUGCGGCACUUAUCCAGAAUACCCUCAGAAACAGAAAUCAAACAGAAAUAUAAGGGGCUGCAACAAACCCACCCAGAACCUGUCCUAGACUCAAUGGCUGCUCUUAAAUAUGAGGAGCUGCGUAAUAUGGAGUCAUUUGAUCCCUCAAUUGAUGACUAUUUGAUGUUAUUGCAUUAAUUAAAACUUGUGGGGUAAUGGAAUAAUAUUUUUGCUAUGUAUCUAACGAUAGAGGAAAGACAUACCUACUAUGUAUACUAUACAUGAAAAUAAAUGAAAAACACGAU
Molecule: messenger RNA, 1137 nt
Organism: Bicyclus anynana (squinting bush brown)
Lineage: Eukaryota; Metazoa; Arthropoda; Insecta; Lepidoptera; Nymphalidae
Product: cytoplasmic dynein 2 light intermediate chain 1
Exons: 4
Coding region: 149-1030 (293 amino acids)
Biological process (GO): intraciliary retrograde transport; intraciliary transport involved in cilium assembly
Cellular component (GO): cytoplasmic dynein complex; ciliary basal body; axoneme
Molecular function (GO): dynein heavy chain binding
Source: RefSeq, a predicted model, not a curated record